This is a messenger RNA of Dovyalis caffra, 456 nucleotides long. NCBI's taxonomy places the organism in Eukaryota, Viridiplantae, Streptophyta, Magnoliopsida, Malpighiales, Salicaceae. The record is from the annotation of a GenBank genome assembly.
AUGGAGCAAAUACAUCUCUUCACCAAGAAACUAAAACCAACCCAUAUCAGCCAUACUCUAUCAGUUCCAUCCCAUGUCCUUAAGGCUUUUCAGAUGCCUGAAGGAACCCAUAUGAUGAAAUUUGAAGCAGUCGAUGCUACUGAUAAUGUGUGGAGGUUUAGUUUAUCAACCCGUCUGACUGGAGUGUAUCCAAAGCCUGUUCUUCUCCGCUCUUCUUGGCUUCCUUUUGUAGUGCAGAAAGGUCUUGUUCCCAAUGAUAGGGUUGUUUUCUAUAUGGAGAGGGAUGAAGCUAAUGAGAUGAUCAGGAGCUACACGGUUAGAGCUCAACGAAAAGUCAUGCACUUGAUGGGUCAAGAUAUUUGGGUCGACGUCGAGGAUCUGCCUCUACAAGUUGCAGGCUACUGGUUUGUCCUUACGAGUCUUGUUGGAUUGCUUCUGUCUGUCUUGUUGAUCUAG